Molecule: messenger RNA, 1038 nt
Organism: Oryza sativa Japonica Group (Japanese rice)
Lineage: Eukaryota; Viridiplantae; Streptophyta; Magnoliopsida; Poales; Poaceae
Source: RefSeq, a predicted model, not a curated record
CGGUUUCCAAAUUCCAGCAGUCUCUCUUCCCAUCUCAUCUUGCUUCCCCUCCCCUCCUCACUACCAUCUACUCCCAUCCCAUCCGCCGCCAAUCCGCCGCUGCAGCCGGCACCGGCCUUCUUCCACGCCGGCGGCCGGCACCCGGCAGGCAGAGCCUACACACCAGGCCGCCCUCCUCCUCCUCCUCCCCGGCCGCCGGUACCUGAGGGGAAGAAGCUUCGCAGCUCGGGCUCUCACGCCCUGAGGCGUCCGGAGUUCGAUGUCCGUUUGCAUCUCAUGGAUCCGCAUCACCUGAACCGCCCCACCGCCGAUGACGCUGCCGCCGCCGACGACGACUGGGAUAAUGAUGGCUUUGUGAUACCAAGCUUGAGUGUUGAAGAAUCUGAUCUUGGUGAUUGGGAAGCUGCACAGGUUUCUCGUCCUCAACCACCUCCAAAGGCUACCAAGGAUACCGAGAAGAUAUAUCUUGGACCGCACGGCGCACCGCCAUCUCGAGCAAAGAAGCAAGAGGACACUGCAGCAGCUGCCACUGGGUACCGCGACAAGAGCAAGGUGAAGGAAGCUGAUCAAAAGGUGCUUGGAACUGGCCGGGACAACAAAGGGGGCAAUAACUUCAACCGCUACAACAAUGCUGGCCACCAUGUCAAGGAACCCUACAAGAGAUCCACUUGACCUUCUCCUCUCCACUGAGGCUUGCUCCCUGUGAAACUUUUCUCUCUCCUAUAUCAACACAGCUUGACGAAGCCAAAUUUACGCGAUUUGUCGGUGUGAUGGAUAUCAUUGCUGGAAUUAGGACAACCUAUCUUGCAGCGGCAUGUAUACCUGAACUGUGGCCAUGUACGUACCGUCUGUUUGCUACUCUGGGCUGGAGCAAUGCGUUUGCUGAUUUUCUUUCGAAUGGAAAAAUAUGUGUUGUUCCGGAUGUCGCCGACACUACAGGUAUCUGGAGCAUUACAAAGCAGAUCCAUGUCUAUUCCGUUUGUCAUUGCCAUGAUUAAUGUGCCUAAUACAUCAUCGUCGUCAUCUCUAGCAUUGUCA